Echinops telfairi (small Madagascar hedgehog) is the source of this 2774-nucleotide messenger RNA. RefSeq names its product major facilitator superfamily domain containing 4B (gene SLC60A2). The transcript has 5 exons. Bases 1 to 1713 code for a protein of 570 amino acids. The record is from RefSeq and is a predicted model, not a curated record. Lineage: Eukaryota; Metazoa; Chordata; Mammalia; Afrosoricida; Tenrecidae.
AUGUUUAAGCAGAAGCAUGAUUGGGCAAGUUAUCCGGUAGUAGCUGCAGGCCCUGAGGCCGAGGCCCCGGCGGCGAACGAGCCGGAGGCGGUGGCAGUCGCCCCGCGGAGCGGCCGGCCGGGGGACGUCCUGCGCUGGUUCACCACUGUGGUCCUGUGUGCCGCCUUCCUGGGGCUGGGAAUGAGUAUCGCCAUCCUAGGACCCACAUUUCCUGACUUGGCGGCCAACGUGAACAGCAACAUCAGCAGUCUCUCCCUGAUCUUCGUGGGCCGGGCUUUUGGCUACCUGAGUGGGUCUGUGGUUGGCGGGAUUCUUUUUGACUGCAUGAACCACUUUUUACUUUUGGGGGUGUCGUUAUUGGUUACCACAGUUGGCCUGUACCUUGUUCCUUUUUGCAAGAGAGCAGUUCUCCUGAUUGUCAUGAUGUCUGCCUUUGGGGCUUCAAUUGGUGUCCUGGAUACAGGUGGUAAUAUCCUUAUCUUGGCGCUCUGGGGUGACAAAGGAGCCCCGCACAUGCAGGCCUUACACUUCAGUUUUGCCCUGGGGGCAUUUCUGGCCCCCCUGCUGGCCAAGCUGGCACUUGGUUCCACCGCAUCUGCCGAAAACCACACGGCGGCCGACUUGAACAGCAGCCACCUCGCCUUCAACGGAUCCCCCGAAGCCGGCGCAGCACCUGUAUUCGGAGUCCCAGACAAUGUCAGCCUACUGUGGGCGUAUGCGCUCAUCGGGACUUACAUUUUUGUCAUCUCCACUUUGCUGUUUGCUCUGUUUUUCAAGAAAAGUUCAAGGCGCGAGAAGGCGCAGGCGUCUGCCCAGAGGUCCCGGCGAGCGGAGCACCACAAGGCCCUGCUGUGUCUCCUGUUUGUGUUCUUCUUCUUCUACGUGGGCGCCGAGGUGACCUACGGCUCCUACGUGUUCUCCUUCGCCACCACCCACGUCGGCAUGAGCGAGGGCGAGGCGGCCGGCCUGAACUCCAUCUUCUGGGGGACCUUCGCCGCCUGCCGGGGCAUGGCCAUCUUUUUCGCGGCGUGCUUGCAGCCUGCCACCCUGAUUGUGCUGAGCAACAUCGGCAGCCUGGCGGCGUCCCUGGUGCUGGUGCUUUUCGACAAGAACCCCUUGUGUCUCUGGGCGGCGACGUCCGUGUACGGGGCCUCCAUGGCCACCACCUUUCCCAGCGGCGUGUCCUGGAUCGAGCAGUACACGACCAUCGAUGGGAAGUCUGCGGCCUUCUUUGUGGUCGGGGCAGCCCUGGGAGAGAUGGCCAUUCCCGCAGUGAUCGGGAUCCUGCAGGGGAAAUACCCGAACCUACCUGUCGUGCUGUAUACGUCUCUGGGCUCAGCCAUAGCCACUGCUGUCCUGUUCCCCGUGAUGUAUAAGUUAGCCACCUGGCCUCUGCGGCGGCGGCGGCGACAAGAAAGCAGGAAGAGUGAGGACCAGAAAGCUCUGCUCCCCAGCUCGGGGCUCCGUGACUGCGAGGAAGAGAACGACGAGGAGGAUGCCGACCGAUGGAAUGAGAUGGACUUUGAAGUGAUCGACAUGAAUGACGUGAUGAGGAAUUCCAUAAUAGAGACCCCUAGAAGCCUUCUGCUGGGGCCCCCAGCUGGAGCCCCCAGCGUGUCACUCCCCAGGGCAUCCCUGUUGGAGUCCCCGCCCGUGGGGAGGGGCAACUCCCCUGUGAAGCAUCCUGCCAGAAACCAGGAAAAAAAGGACUGAGGUGGAGAGGAGUGGAUUGCUUACGGGUGUCCGUCCGUGAGCCAUUGUCGGUUCUAAAGUGGCAGUCAGUGCCGAGCAGCAGUGGGUUCCCCAUGUGCUGCGGGCCUCCAGACGGCUAGGCCAGCGGACAGUAAAUGCUGAACUGUUUUCAAGUGUUGUCAUUUCUAGGUUUCCCUAGGUGACCUCUUGCAGCCGGAUCUUGUCCUGAGGCUGGUGCUGGGCAGGUGGCCCACUUGGUCACAGGUCAGAGCACAGAAGGCAUUUGCUUCUUCGAACUUGGGUAUGGUUCUAAUAGAACAGAAUAGUCCAGGCAUGGAAUUGAUUAAUUGAAUGGAUCACUGGUCAUCAAGAUUCUUCCAUGAGAGUUGUGGGUGAUAAUUUUAGGCAAAAGGAACUUUGAAAGUGGGUAGUAGUGUUGUUGGUGGUGGUGGUAUCUUUAUUAAUUGCUGUGCCCUAAAGUCAUGGCCAUGGAGUGGAUUCUAACUGACCCAUAGGACAGGGUAGAACUGCCCCUCUGGCUCUCCGAGACUGUACUCUUUAUGAGUGCAGCAAAUCUUGCCAAUGGUGGUUUUGAACGGCUGAUCUUGCAGUUUGCAGCCCAGCCCACUCUGCUACGAGGGCUCCCCUUCUGUGUAGGGUUGGACCAAACCAUGGGGUAACCACUCACACGGUUCUGAUUCCCCCGUUCUCUGGCCAGCGAGACGAGAAACAGACGCAGAGCAGCGUGGAGAACAGGCAUGAACACCUGUGGCUUUCACGGACAUACUGUUGAAUGAUUUGUGGGAAUGAUUAUGUCAAGAAUACACGUUUCAAUACUAUCGUGGAUUCUGAUGUGUUUCUUUUUUCAUUGCUUGUGUCUCUGACACAGGGUCUUAACAGUCAGUGGUCUUGUAACUUCGUGAUCAAGUUAAUGGACAGUUUUUUUCCCAUCAAAGUGCUUAGCAUAAUGGUGUUUCAUAAUCAGUCUUAGCAUCUGUGAAAUAGUCAUUUACUCAAUUACAGAGAUUAUACUAUUUUUACAGACAGUUUUAUAUAAAAUAAAAGAUAUUUUUAUAUGCAAA